AACUGUUAUGACAGGAGCCAGAAGUGUCGUUGGCGCAUGCGUUAGCAGGUUAAGCUAGCCAUUUGUCUCCCAGGUUUAAACUGUCGUAUGAUCAACACCCUGAGAUGUAGCGUUUCCCCCUGGUUUCUUGUGUUACAUUAGACAUACACAGUGAAUUAGAAACCUUUGUGUACUGGCGAACAUAUACUGGACGCGAGAAAACACAGCGGAGCGAAGAUUUACGUUUUAAUCUGUGGGGAAACCAUUUUAUGAUUGUCAAUGCAAUUGACCCAUAAGGAUAUUGUCGUCUCGCUAGCUUAACUGAGCUAGCUAAACGAUACUGUCCGUGUCGUGGAUGGGUUCACGGUACAAAUUAGUCGAAUAACAGACGGUGACCGGUGCUUAGCGAGCAACAUGGAUACUGCUGAAGAAGCGGAUAUUUGUCGCGUGUGCCGCUCUGAGGGGACCCCAGACAAACCCCUGUACCACCCUUGUGUCUGCACUGGCAGUAUCAAGUUCAUCCACCAGGAAUGUUUGGUCCAGUGGCUGAAGCACAGCAGGAAGGAGUACUGUGAAUUAUGCAAGCACAGAUUUGCUUUCACACCAAUCUACUCCCCAGACAUGCCCUCACGUCUGCCCAUCCAGGACAUUUGUGCCGGCCUUCUUACCAGUGUGGGCACUGCCAUUCGCUACUGGUUCCAUUACACACUGGUGGCCUUUGCAUGGCUUGGUGUUGUUCCUCUCACUGCAUGUCGCAUCUAUAAGUGUCUUUUUACCGGCUCUGUGAGCUCUCUUUUGACACUGCCGCUGGACAUGCUCUCUACGGAGAACCUGCUUGCAGAUUGUCUACAGGGUUGCUUUGUGGUUACCUGCACCCUAUGUGCAUUUAUUAGUCUGGUAUGGCUCAGAGAACAGAUAGUCCACGGUGGAGCCCCCCAGUGGUUAGAACAGCACCAGCCACCACAGCCCAAUGCUGCCGGACAAGCCAACGAGGCACAAGCUGCAGGUCAGGCAGCAGCUGGUGAUCCCCCUGCGGCCCAGCCAGCACCUGCUGAUCCUCUAGCCCAGAAUGAGGCAGAGCCCGAGCCUCCUGACGUCCCCCAAGAGCAAGGCGAUGAUCCAGAGCUGGAAGAGGAGGCAGCAGCUGCUGAAGAUGCAGACCCCAACAAUGGUGCACAAGAUGACAUGAAUUGGAAUGCUUUGGAGUGGGACAGAGCAGCAGAGGAGCUCACCUGGGAAAGGAUGCUUGGCCUGGAUGGUUCACUGGUAUUUUUGGAGCACGUGUUUUGGGUGGUGUCUCUCAACACACUGUUCAUCCUGGUCUUUGCAUUUUGUCCGUAUCACAUCGGCCACUUCUCUGUUGUUGGUCUUGGCUUCGAAGAAUAUGUCCAGGCUUCUCAUUUUGAGGGCUUAAUCACAACAAUCGUUGGCUACAUACUGCUAGCAAUGACUCUCAUCCUGUGUCAUGGACUGGCUGCUCUGGUCAGUUUCCAGCGCUCCCGGCGUCUCCUUGGAGUCUGCUACAUUGUUGUCAAGGUCUCUCUGCUGGUUGUUGUGGAGAUAGGUGUUUUUCCAUUGAUCUGCGGAUGGUGGCUUGACAUCUGCUCUUUAGAGAUGUUUGAUGCCUCGCUGAAAGACAGAGAAAUGAGCUUCAAAUCAGCACCUGGUACUACCAUGUUCCUGCACUGGCUGGUGGGAAUGGUCUAUGUCUUCUACUUUGCAUCUUUCAUCCUCCUGCUGAGAGAGGUGCUGAGACCUGGAGUGCUCUGGUUUCUGAGGAACCUCAAUGAUCCAGAUUUUAACCCAGUGCAGGAGAUGAUUCACUUGCCCAUCUACAGACACCUGCGGCGGUUCAUCCUGUCUGUGGUUGUGUUCGGCUCAAUUGUCUUGCUCAUGCUGUGGCUUCCCAUCAAGCUCAUUAAACUAUUGCUGCCCACCUUCCUUCCCUACAAUGUCAUGCUCUAUAGUGACGCUCCUGUCAGUGAGCUGUCUUUGGAGCUGUUACUGCUUCAGGUUGUGCUUCCAGCUCUACUGGAGCAGGGACACACUCGCCAGUGGCUCAAAGGCCUGGUCAGAGCCUGGACAGUCAGCGCAGGAUAUUUACUAGACCUCCACUCCUACCUCCUUGGCGAACAAGAGGACAAUGAAGCCAACCAGCCCGUGAACAACAACAACAAUAACAACCCUCCGCAUGUUCAUCACAACAACAAUAACAACCCGGCACCAGCUGUUGGUGAAGGGUUACAUGCAGCCCAUCAGGCCAUCCUGCAGCAAGGGGGACCAGUGGGUUUCCAGCCCUACCACCGACCUCUUCGCUUCCCUUUAAGGAUUGUGCUGCUUAUAGCUUUCAUGUGCAUCACUCUGCUGGUGGCUAGUUUGGUGUGCUUAACCCUACCAGUAUUCACUGGCCGCUGGCUGAUGUCUUUCUGGACAGGAAAUUCCAAAAUCCACGAGCUGUACACAGCAGCAUGUGGUCUGUAUGUCUGCUGGCUUUCUAUCCGCGGGGUCACUGUUCUGCUGGCGUGGAUGCCACAGGGACGCACUGUUAUUGUACACAAAGUCCAGGAGUGGACACUCAUGAUCCUGAAGACCCUUGUUGUGGCUCUGCUGGUUGCUGGAGUUAUUCCUUUGCUACUGGGCCUGCUGUUUGAAUUAGUCAUCGUGGCUCCGCUCAGGGUACCCUUAGACCAAACACCCCUUUUCUAUCCCUGGCAGGAUUGGGCUCUCGGGGUUCUUCAUGCCAAAAUUAUUGCUGCCAUCACUCUCAUGGGCCCUCAGUGGUGGCUGAAGACUGUUAUUGAGCAGGUUUAUGCAAAUGGAAUUCGCAACAUUGAUCUCCAGUUCAUCAUCCGUAAACUGGCAGCUCCUGUCAUUUCAGUCCUGCUGUUGUCUUUAUGUGUGCCAUAUGUGAUUGCUGCCGGGGUGGUACCGGCUGUAGGCGUUACCCCAGAGAUGGAGAUUCUAAUGCAGAGGAGAAUCUACCCCUUCCUCUUGAUGGUCGUCUCACUUAUCGGCAUCCUCUCCUUUCAGAUCCGACAGUUUAAACGUCUUUAUGAACACAUCAAGAACGACAAGUACCUAGUCGGCCAGAGGCUUGUCAACUACGAACGCAAAGCUGGCAGAGGAAGCUCGAUCCCACCCUCCAACCCUGUCGUAGAAUAAAUAUUUGUGUCACAUGAUGCCAUGUUUGUUUUUUUGAACCCAUGACCCUGCGCACAUCUCGUCCAGCCCAUGGCCUGUCUGGUUUUUUUUGUUGUUGUUUUUUUGGGGGGGUGGGGGGUUUCAGCUCAACCCUCAGACUGUAAUCCUUGAAAUCACCUGUGAUUAUUGCUGGACUUUAUGGGUGUUAUUCAAAUUCAUUUCAUCAAAGUCAGGAUGGGAAAACUUAGUGUAAUAACUGGACAGCUGAGUAAUCCCCUCAAACAAACAGAAUAGGCAGGAGCAUUAAAGUUUUCAUUUGAAGCCCAACAUCUGUAUUGAGAUUCAUGCCUUGCUUUAUAAAGUGCUGCCUGAUUUAAAUGUACAUGUGUAAAUACUUUGGAAGGGGACUUUGUCUUAAAGGACUGAUGUGGAUUAAUGCAAUGACCAUUGUACAUCUUAAAAGUGUAUGUAUAAUUUAUUAAAUCAGAAUGACAGUUUA
This is a messenger RNA of Pundamilia nyererei, 3619 nucleotides long. RefSeq names its product E3 ubiquitin-protein ligase MARCH6 (gene marchf6). Gene Ontology annotation, biological process: ERAD pathway. The transcript is spliced from 25 exons. The record is from RefSeq and is a predicted model, not a curated record. Gene Ontology annotation, cellular component: endoplasmic reticulum membrane. The coding region runs from base 394 to 3141 and encodes 915 amino acids. Gene Ontology annotation, molecular function: zinc ion binding. Lineage: Eukaryota; Metazoa; Chordata; Actinopteri; Cichliformes; Cichlidae.